GUCAAGUGAUGGCCUGGUAAUUUAUUUAUAUUUUUUUUAUUAAUUAAAUGUGGGGUUAUUUGCAAGUGAAGUGUGUUUUUGGUGGUGCGGGCGCAAUUUUGUGUGUACCACGACUAAACGGAGGCGCGUGUCAGGGUAUCUCGCACUCUGUAAAGCUCUUGUCUUCGACCACCAGCAGUCAGAGUUGCCAUGCAACGCUCUUCAGCCUCUCUGCUUGCACUUCAGACGUGCAGUUGUUCUUCGUCCCUCUAUUAAAUUGCGGCUGUGGCCCUUACAUAGCGGCAUAGAACUGACUGUCCCAAUGUUUGGGCCCUAACGGCAAAGUCAGCCCACCUUGUCGGUGGGGGGAGCUCUGCCAACAAGUCAAAUGAAUAGAGCUUGGGCGUCUCCAGCUCUGACUAUCUGAAUCCGCAGGAAAAUUCCAAUUCUCGAGCAACCGAAUGCGAG
This is a messenger RNA of Hyaloscypha bicolor E, 447 nucleotides long. RefSeq lists its product as uncharacterized. NCBI's taxonomy places the organism in Eukaryota, Fungi, Ascomycota, Leotiomycetes, Helotiales, Hyaloscyphaceae. The record is from RefSeq and is a predicted model, not a curated record. The transcript has a single exon. Bases 48 to 287 code for a protein of 79 amino acids.